GGGAGGACGUGUUUUAUCAGGGAAUAUAAAUCAGGAUGCUCUUGAGGUCUGUUUUCUACGGAAUAUUAAUGAUAUAGAAAAUUGAUUUUCCUGACAUCACUUUCGUACUAAUGAAGCAGUUUUAAUUGCAGUAGAAUCUCCAUUAUCCGAUGUAAUAUUGAAUCACUCAAUAAAAUUAAAUUAACAUUAGAUAAUGCAAUCAAAAAUGGUAAUUGUAGUGUAUUUGAUUGUUUUGAACAUGAGCAUGAUUAUAGCAUGCCAGCAACGUUUGAUUGCAUCAUAUAUUUUAUUACUGGACGUAUUUGUCAGCAAUUGUUGACAUUUAUACAAUGUACAACAUACAAGGAAUCAGUUACUGCAAAUACUAAUAAUUACAGUGCCAAACAAAAAUUCGGUGACGAACUGUCAUGUAUAAUAAUAUGGGAAUGUGAUAGAUUCUUUACACAUAGAUAUGAGUUAAAUAAAUAUUUAAUAGAUAAGGGAUAUGAAGAGGGAGAAGAUGUACAGCAGAUGAUUUUAAAAGGGGAAAUGGGAGUGAUAAAACGUAUGUCCAGAUUCCUAGACAGACUUCAAAAAGUUAUUUAGAGGUUAAGGCAGAGGAUUUAAAAUCGUUGAGUUUUUUCGCCUUCCCACUCUUCGGGGGUGAGGAAUUUUAGAGGCUGCCCAGUGCAACCGUAAAUUGUCUUUAUUUAAAUAAGAGAGAAUAUGAAAAGGUAAGAGAAGUAUGUUAUCUGACUGAGAGAGUUUUAUAGAAGAGUGCUGUUGGUUUUUUGAGUGGUUUUGUAUGAAGUGUUUGCCUUUCCAGCCUUAGAAAAGAGCAAACGUUGUUAGUGUAUACUUUUGUUUGUAAUAAGUUUUUAUUUUGUAUGUUGGACAAUAAUUUUCGUUGGGCAAUAUAGGGGACGCUUCCCCCUGAAACGCCAUCUUGGGCUUCGCCCAAGAAAAAAAUAUAUAGAAUAGAAUAGAACAGUAAGGACGUUGAAGAGACAAAAGAAGGUGAUAGGGAAAGUCUCACGGUAGCAACCGUAGACAACGGACGUACGGAGACGGGGCACGCGUGAUUAGGAAGUUUUUAAGGAGAUUUUGGUUUGGGAACUUGAGUUUUCACUAGUGCUUUUUUAGGGGGUUUUUCCUACAUAAAAGUGUUUCCUCUUGGAUCGCUUAUUCCCUGGAAGGCGAACCCAGGAGAGAAUAGUGAACAAGGAGGGUGCGGUCUCUCCCUGCGACAAGACUGUGUCGCAGGGAGGAGAUGUUGGGACAAGAAGUGUUGGAAAGGUAAGGAAGGAAAGUAUAGAAAGGAAGAAAAGGAGCAAAAGUGAAGGAGAAAAAAUUAGAAAAUUGGAAAAAAAAACGGAAGAUUUCAAUCUAAGUAUGAUUGAAUUCGAGGCAGAAUGUCUGGAAGAGGAUCCCGAGGCUAGGGAAUUUUUUGAAACUCUCAACAGAAGUAGAAAACCGUUGAAGGAUGCCAACCUCAAGGAUGAAGAAGCUGGUGGCCCAAGCAUGAUAGUGGAAGAAAGCAAAGAGAAGAGUAGGGAAUUCGUAGCCCCCCCUAGUGAGGUGGCUAUGGAGCAGGGGAAGGGUGGUACCCCUGGGAAAAAGAAGGGGAACAAGAAGAAGGAGUCUACAGAUCAUUCUGUGAAGAGUACGGCUAAUGUAAGGAUAGGAUUGGAAGAGAGUAGAAAAGUAAGGAAAAGAGCGGCGGAAGAAGAGACGGAGAUCAACGAGGAAGGUUCGAAAAGGGAUAAAAAAGAAGGUGAAGAAUUCGUAGUGGACAAUAGUCCCCUCGCAGGCGCAAAACGAGCAACCACACCGGUCCGGCAAGUUGGAACGCCAUUGAAAGACAAGACGGAAGGUGAGACUAUUGAAGGAAUAGCGGAAAAGGACGCUAUACCCCUAGGAAGAAAAACAAAUAGAAGAAUAGAGCGAGGUGAGGGAAAUCAAUUUUACGUCGAAGAGCUGAGAAGUAAAGAAUAUAUGAUUACAAUGGUGUUGGGGAGGGAGUGUACAAGCAAGUUUAAAAGAAAUAAUAUAGUUAAGAUCUAUAAAAUACUUGGAUCUCGGUCACGCUUCCUUCGGGGGCUUAAAAUGGUGGGUUUUAAUAAAGCGGAAAUUACUUUUAGCGACAUGGCGGCCGCGAACGCUAUCCUCAAAAUGGCGGAGCAGGAGGGAGCAGGUUUCGAGGCCUUCCUCCCAGAACGGAAGAAAACGAGGAAAGGUGUAAUUACUGAAUGGGAGGACUCAAUAGAAGAUUUAGAGGACUUCAUAAUGCCUGGGCAAGGCGAGUUUAAAUUUGAGAGGAUGAAGAAGAAGGUAGUUAAGGACGGAAAGAGCGUUUGGACUGAGGGGGUUGCGAUACUAGUUACUGUGAAAGGGGACCGAUUGCCAACGGACUUGAAGAUUGGUGCGGGUCAUGUGGCUCUACGUAUUUUCCCAUACGUAGAGCAAGUAAAGCAGUGCUAUAAGUGCUUCGCUUAUGGUCAUGUACAAAUGCAAUGUAGAAGCUUAAAAAAGUGUUUAGUGUGCUUGGGGAGGGAGCAUGGUGCGUGUGACAAGACCCCUGUGUGUCUCAACUGUGGAGGCAACCAUACGUCCCUUUCGAAGACCUGUUGGAUUCAUCAGAGGGAGAAACUAAUCAGAAAGGUUAUGGCAUACAAGAACGUUGCAUAUGCAACAGCCAAGGGGAUAGUUGCAAGCCAGUUGGGAGAGAAUUGGGAUGAAGAGGACUUGGGAAGGGACGCUGGCAGCAGAGACUAUCCCAUGCUGCCAACGAGAAGAACGGAGUGGUGGGAGGCAAAGGAGGUGCCCAUGGAGGACGAGUUGGAACUGUUGAAGGAAGCAAAGAAGAAGGUGAAAGGAGAUAGGGUUGGAAUAAGAAGAUGGGAAAGCUUCUCUGAGAAUAUGAGAAGAAAACAGGCAGGAGGAAGAAGCAGGGGAAGAGGAAGACUAAGGCUGGAAGAGUAUGCCGCUGAGGACAGAUCGCCCCGCACACAAGGGGUAACAAUAAAUGUGGCAAAUAGAUUUGAUUCCCUACAACAGGAAGAGGUGGAGACUGGCCAGGAGGAAGCGGAGUAUGUGUUUGGGGAGGGGCUCCCGGUAGAACGCGCCAUCAAGAGGAUGAGUAAGAUGGAGCAACGUGCCCAAGAAAGGAUUAUUGGGCAACUAGAAAAGAAAAGGGAUGAAGAGUUCCUGUCAGAUUUGAUGAAGUUAAUAAAGGAAAAGGGUUAUGAGCAGGAAGUUGAGAGAAUGUUAAAUGACAAUAAAAGAGAGGACCAGAGGACAGAGGAUGAGGAAUAUGCGUAUUGGAAUACGACCAGGCACAGGCCCAAUUGGGAUAUUCCCAUCCCGGAGAAGACAAGGGAGAAGUUGAGAAGAAGGAAAGAAAAAUAUGAAGCACAGAAAGCGGCAAAGGAAGCGCAAGAACAAACACUGGAAGAUAUAGCUGUCCGAGCCCACCAACAAUAUGGAUGGACUAAAGAAAGAGCAAAUCAGGAAGAUGACUAUAGAAGAGGAAGACUAGAAGACCUCAUGAGAAGAAUAGAGGGGAGAGUGUGUGGAAAUAGAGAGACUUUUAAUGAUGAGUAAAGAUAUGGACAGUAAGGAAGGGAUGAGAGUGGGUUAUGUAGGUAUGCGAGACUUUGAGGUGAAAACCAUGCGUGGCUUAGUUUUAUUCGUAGAUAUAGAUAUGUUAUUAAUAAUUAGAGUAAUUUCGUUUACAAUAGCGAUAUCAUAUAAAAGGUAUGCUCUAUGGUAUUGUGACUGGUUGUUACUGAGCGCACGUGACUUAGAUUGUGUGUCGCGCUGGGAUGAGUGGAUGUAUGGGUCGAAUCUCUCGACCAGGGUUACAUUUACAGGUGAAAGAAGAUUAAGUAUGGAAGAAAUCCAAGAAGGGGUUAAGUAUUGUAAGAAAAGCAGGCUGGGGGAAGAAGAGGCUUCGCCUCGGAUAACGUGGUGUGAUCAAAUAGAAACGCCACGGAAAGGUAUUGAUAGCUUAUAUAAUUUAAUCGAUGUUAUGUAUUUGAGAAUACGAGCCUCCUAUGGGGGACGUAGAGUUGGUGAGGGGAAAUUUCAUGUUAAAUGUAGACAAUGUGAUGUGGAUUUUAAUGACAUAAAGAUUAAAAGCAUA
Molecule: messenger RNA, 4123 nt
Organism: Osmia lignaria (orchard mason bee)
Lineage: Eukaryota; Metazoa; Arthropoda; Insecta; Hymenoptera; Megachilidae
Source: RefSeq, a predicted model, not a curated record